AUGUAUACAAAGUUUUGUUUAGAGUACCGUGGCAGGAUACAAGUAAAUGAUAUAGAAAUUACGGAAAAUUAUUAUAAAGAAAAAAAUAUGAUUGAAAAUGUUAAAUUAACAUGGAACAACUUUUUAAAAGUUUUACGAACAAUUUUACUCUCUGAUCCAAAUGAAAAUGAAAUUGAUGAAGCCUUUUAUAUAAUGAAAAAUAGUUCGGGAAAGAUUGAUACGAAACAAGUUAUACAAUGUUUAUUAUUUAUUCGUCCAAGUCUUGUUAAAAAGCAACAAGAACUCGAAACAGUGGAAGAAAUAGAAAGAGAAGAAGAAAAUGUUAACCCAUUGACAAGUAACGAAUUUGACUCAAUUAUUAAAAAGAGUACAUUUCGCUCAAUACUAUGUAGUCAUCAUGGUUCAAUUCAAACAUUUUAUAAUGAUUUAAAAGAUAUUCGAGGAAAUAGUUGGUUAAACACUGAUGAAAAUUUGAAAACAAUUAAAGGAUUUAAACUUUUUUGCAUUGAAAAUAAAAAAGGUCUAUUAUAA
Molecule: messenger RNA, 531 nt
Organism: Didymodactylos carnosus
Lineage: Eukaryota; Metazoa; Rotifera; Eurotatoria; Philodinida; Philodinidae
Source: the annotation of a GenBank genome assembly